AUGAUUGAAAAUAAUAAUUCUACGAAAAUAAAAAAAGUAUUAUAUGCUAUUGGAUGUUCACGGUAUAUACAUCGUGAUUUGCAAGCUAUAAAAAAUGGUGCCGAACAGAAUGGUUUUAUAUAUAUAGGAAAUCCUGUUUUGCCUGGAUUUAAAAAAAUAGAUGAGCCAGGUACUAUUAUAUCUAUUAUAUUACAACUUGAAGAUGGACAAACAGCCUUUGGUGAUUGUGUUGAUGUAAUAUUUGCAGGUGCAGCAGAAAGAGAUAAAAUAUUUAAUGCAGAAAAUCAUAUAGAUUGUAUUAUUAAAGAAAUUUCACCUAAACUUGUUGGACAGCAGUUAAAUAAUUUUAGAUAUCCUGCUUAUGAAUUUGAUAAAGAUAAAAACAUACAUACGGCAAUACGAUAUGGGGUUACUCAAGCAUUAUUACAUGCUGUUUCAUUAUCAUUAAAUUGUACAAUGGUAGAAGUUAUUUCUUCAGAAUAUAAACUUAAUAUUGCAAAGGAGUUAAUACCAAUAUUAGCAUCUUGUAAUAGAGAUGAUUUUAUGCAACUUGAUAGAAUGAUUAUUAAAAAAGUAGAUUUGUUACCACAUGCUUCAUUUACAGACGUAAACAAACAUAUUGGAUUAAAAGGUGAAAAAUUAAUUAAGUAUGCAACAACAGUUGUUAAUAGAAUAAAAGAAAUAGGUGAAAAAGAAUAUAAACCAAAAAUACAUUUAGAUGUUUAUGGGACAUUGGGUGAAUUAUUUCAAAUGGACUUUGAUUUAUUAUCUGAUUAUUUAGGUAAACUUCAAAAAAUCACUUUUCCUUAUGAUCUUCUUAUAGAGUCACCUAUUAUCGCAAAAAGUCAACAAGAACAAAUUUUAGGAUUUAAAAAAAUAAAAGGAUUAUUAAAUAAAAAAGGAAUUAAAGUAUCUUUAAUUGCUGAUGAAUGGUGUAAUACUUUUAGUGAUAUAAAAUUAUUUACAGAUGAGAAAGCUUCCGAUUAUGUUCAAAUAAAAACACCAGACCUUGGUGGAAUUAAUAAUACUAUUGAAGCAAUUCUUUAUUGUAAAGAAAAUGGAAUGAAAGCUUGUCUUGGUGGUACAGCCAGUGAAACUGAUCAAUCUUCUCGUAUAACUUCACAUAUCGCUCUUGCAUGUAAUCCUGAUUUUAUAUUAUCCAAACCUGGUUUUGGGGGAGAUGAAGGUAUCAUGAUAUUAAAUAAUGAAAUGUCUCGCACGCUUGCAAUAUUAAACGAAAUAAUACAAUAA
This is a messenger RNA of Racocetra fulgida, 1251 nucleotides long. The record is from the annotation of a GenBank genome assembly. NCBI's taxonomy places the organism in Eukaryota, Fungi, Glomeromycota, Glomeromycetes, Diversisporales, Gigasporaceae.